Molecule: messenger RNA, 1479 nt
Organism: Rhodofomes roseus
Lineage: Eukaryota; Fungi; Basidiomycota; Agaricomycetes; Polyporales; Fomitopsidaceae
Product: cytochrome P450 monooxygenase
Exons: 12
Coding region: 1-1479 (492 amino acids)
Molecular function (GO): monooxygenase activity; iron ion binding; heme binding
Source: RefSeq, a predicted model, not a curated record
AUGACAUUCAAAAGCUCCAACUUGUCUCCAAGUACUUGCAAGACACGUCAACCACCGUGCUUUCACUCUGAGAAUCCCGCAACCUUUCUUGAAGGCAUGGACGCGAUGAUUCCUUCCGGCGCGACGUUCGCUGCGACGGCUCUCAUACUGGUAUUUUCUGCGCUGUUCGUUGUCAAGAUAGUAUCCGCUGGAUUCAGCCGCGAUGUUGUGUUUGUCAAGUUUUUCCAACGGCCGGUCGUCAUUCUGAAUUCCGUACAAGCCGCCCGCGACCUCCUGGGAAAGAGGGGGGCUAAGUACUCUGGGCGGCCGCGCCACACAUACAUAAACGAGCUGCUUUCUCACAGCGUCGGCUGGACGGGCAACAGUAGCUUCAGAACGAAUGAUGAGAUAUGGAAGCGUCAUAGGAAGUGGUACCAGCAUGCUGUCAUCACCCGAGUCGCACUGGACAGCUACCGUCUGCUUCAGCGCCGCGAAGCGGACCGGACGCUAUAUGACAUACUCCAGGACCCAGAGAAUUACAGGCACCACCUCAAACGGAUCUACAGGUACGUUGCCGGCGUUGCCCUUGAGAUAGCAUAUGGCCGGAGCAUCAAGAACACAGAGGACAAGUUCAUUCGACUCAUCGAGAAGGGCGCCGGCGAAGCACUCGAAGGGGGCGGAAGGGCCAGUGCACUGGUCGACUUCUUCCCAAUAUUAAGAUUCCUACCGUCUUGGGUUCCGGGGGCGGAGUUCCAGCGAUCUGCUGCACGUGCACGGCUUGCCGUUCGCGCUCUGGAGAACGAGCCAUAUACCAAGGCCGCUGGUACCGCCAAACAGUCAUUCACGAGGUCAUUGAUCGAGGAUUGUCUCGCGAAGGGUGCCCUCACGAAGGAAGAUGAGGAUCGCAUCAAGGGCGUCGCGGGUACGAUUUAUGUCGGGGCCUCCGAGACGACCUUGACCGUGCUGCUCACGUUCGUCCUGGAGAUGGUGUUGCACCCAGGCGUCCUCCAGAGAGUCCAGGAUGAACUUGACAGCGUUGUUGGUGACUCGCGCCUACCCGAUUUCGAGGACAGGUCGUCGCUUCCUUACUUUGAGAUCUGCCCUGCCGGACCCAUAGGGCUUCCACAUUACACCACAGAGGAAGACGUGUAUCGCGGCUAUUACAUACCGAAGGAUACUAUAGUAAUCGCAAACAUAUGGGCAAUGACUCGGGACCCGCAGUAUUAUGACGACCCAGAAGAAUUCCGCCCCGAAAGGUAUCUCGAUGACUCGAACAAUACGUGUAAGCCGGCGGAGCUCCAGGAUCCACAGGAGCUUGUUUUUGGGUUUGGCAGAAGAAUCUGUCCCGGACAACACCUAGCUGACAGGAACAUUUGGAUCGUUCUUGCCAGAAUGGCAGCCACCAUGGACAUUCGUAAAUCGCGUGACCGCGAUGGAAAGGAGGUCACUCCGAAUCCAAAAAUUGUCGGAGGGACUGUCUCGUACGCCGAUGUUAUCUGA